CUGACGCGCACAGGGCACGCAGGCGGCUUUUACCACUUUAAUAAUAUUUCACACUUUUUAAUUUUCAAAACAAACGCCUACCUGGCCACCGUCCUUUGCUUCCUUUCCCAGUUCAUCUCUUUAAUUGUUGAAAAGGCCCAUUUUCAGUUACACACCAAUAUCAAACCUAAACAAUAACCAUGUCACCAUUUACAUUUCACAACACUCUUCAAAUCCUACAUUGAAUUUACUUUCCACAUGACUGAACCAUUUGCUGAUUCAAAUCCUGACGCGUGGCAAGACCUACUCCGGAGAAUGUUGCCUGCCGGAGCUCCGUUACCGGACGAAGAACAACUCGACUAUUCAAUCGCGGUUGAGUAUAAAGGUCCUCCUUUAGAUUUUCCUGUUCCAGUAAUUGAUCCAGUGCUCUCUUCUUCCAAAACUACCCUCCCUAAACCUCCUAAAUUCCGUAAAGUGCCCUCUCUUCAUUCCAAAUUUGCUCUGCAAAUGAAGAAAAAAAGUAGCACGAGUGGAAGUUCGUGUUCGACUUCAAAGCUACGCAUCAAUUCCAGCUCAGAUAAUAGUGGUAAUGUUCCGGUUGUUAAUACGGAUGAAAGUGCUGGGAAUGAAUAUGAACAUGAUAAUGAUCAAUAUGGUGAGGUUGAUAGAAAUGAGUAUAAUUCACCGCGGUCUGAUGAUGUUGAUGGUAAAUCAUCACUGGUAAGGGAGAAAGAUGGAAAAAAUGAUAGUUUAGGGGUUAAGGUUAGGACUCGGGUCUGUAGUAGGUGUGGGAAGAAUAGUAGGUUAAGGGGGAGGGAGGUUUGCAUUGUGUGUGGUGCUAGGUACUGUAGAGACUGUUUGCUUAAGGCUAUGGGCUCAAUGCCAGAGGGUAGAAAAUGUGUGGGAUGCAUAGGAGAGCCUAUAAAUGAGGUUAACAGAGAGAAAUUGGGUAAGUGUUCGCGUUUGCUGGCGAAAGUUUGCAGUCCAUUGGAAGUCAAGCAGAUAAUGAAGGCGGAGAGUGAGUGCUUGGCGAACCAAAUUCAACCUGAGCAGGUGUGGGUCAAUGGAAGACCAUUGCGGGAGGAAGAACUAGCUGAGGUACUUGGAUGUGCAAUGCCACCGCAAAAGUUGAUACCUGGAAAGUAUUGGUAUGACAAGGAUUCGGGGCUUUGGGGAAAGGAGGGAGAGAAGCCAGAUAGGAUAAUAAGUUCAAAACUGAAUGUGGGCGGUAAGCUUCAGAUUGAUGCUAGUAAAGGAAAUACAAAAGUGUACAUCAAUGGCCGUGAGAUUACAAAGGUUGAGCUCAGGGUUCUGAAGUUAGCCAAAGUUCAGUGUCAACGAGGUACUCACUUUUGGGUAUAUGAUGAUGGAUCCUACGAGGAAGAAGGUCAAAAUAAAAUUAGAGGAAACAUAUGGGGAAAGGCAUCUACUCGUUUCAUUUGUUCAUUGUUUUCAUUGCCUGUUCCACCUGGAAAUAUUCACGGGCCAAAAGAAGAUGCAACUGCUUUUUCAGGUGGAUCUAUACCUGAGUAUUUGGAGCAUGGUAGAGUACAGAAACUUUUGUUGUUUGGGUUGGAAGGAUCCGGGACAAGCACCAUUUUUAAGCAGGUGAAGUUUAUAUCUAAAAGCAAAUUCACAGUAGAUGAGGUACAGAAUGUCAAGCUUAUCAUUCAAAGAAACAUCUAUAGAUACCUGAGUGUCUUACUGGAGGGGCGAGAGCACUUUGAGGAGGAGGCCUUGAUGGAUAAAAAAACUUCUGAUUUGGAGAUAGAAAAUCUAUCACCAGGUGAAACGGGAACUGAUGGGAGCAGGCGCUGCAUCUACUCAAUCAAUCAAAGAGUAAAACAUUUUUCUGAUUGGUUACUGGAAAUAAUAGCUAUGGGAGAUUUGGAUGCUUUCUUUCCUGCUGCUACGCGUGAAUAUGCUCCAGUUGUAGAUGAGGUCUGGAGAGACCCUGCCAUCCAGGAAACAUACAAGAGGAGGGGUGAACUGAAUUUUCUUCCUGAUACUGCUAAAUAUUUCCUGGACCAGGCCAUCGAAAUAUCUAGUAAUGAGUAUGAACCUUCAGAAAAGGACAUUUUAUAUUCUGAAGGGGUGACUCCUAGCAAUGGACUUGCUUCUCUUGAAUUCUCAUUUGAUGAUCACAGCUCCAUGUCCGAGAUCUACGGCGAGGAGUUAGAAAGCCAACCUCCUUGGACCAAGUAUCAAUUGAUCCGUAUCAGCUCGAAAGGAGUCCAUGAUAGUGGUAAAUGGCUUGAAAUGUUUGAAGAUGUCAAAGUGGUAGUCUUCUGUGUGUCCUUGAGUGACUAUGACCAGUCAUCGACCCGAGAUGGUACCUCAGAAAAUAAAAUGUUGGCAAGCAGAGAUGUAUUUGAGAGUUUAGUUAAACAUAGGAGUUUCGAGGAUGCUGCUUUCGUGCUCCUCCUAAAUAAAUAUGAUACCUUUGAGGAUAAAAUCAACCAAGUUCCUUUGACAGUCUGUGAUUGGUUUCAUGACUUUAGACCUUUCAAACAUCGGCAAAAUAAUCAAGCGCUGGCAAAUCAGGCAUACUAUUAUGUUGCUGUUAAGUUCAAACAGCUAUAUGCUUCAAUCACAGGCAGAAAGCUUUUUGUCUGGCCAACCAGGGCACUUGAACGUACAUCUGUUGAUGAAGCAUUUAGGUAUGUACGGGAAGUUCUAAUGUGGGAGGAAGAGAAGAAAAGGAUGUAUUGCACCGCUGAGGAUGAUUCUUUCUCCACUACAGAAGCCGAUUUUACCCCAUGAAUGCAGCAAGAAUGAGAUAUCAGUUUGCCACUUGGUUUUCAAGAGUUUUGUUUAGCUUUCCAUAGUUGUGGAGGAGACGAGGACUUCUAGAGAGGUUUUGUCAUAAAAAUCUGCAGCCCUUGUGCCUUCCUAGUGGGGCUCCACAACAUCAUUCAGACUUCCACUUACUGCAAGGGAGUAUCGCAUUAUUUUAACGAUUGAGACAAUCACUGAUUUCAUCUGAAUAGAUUUAGCAGAUUCAAUGAAUCAGUUCGUAACUGAAAUGGAUGAUGAUUUGAUCCUUAGUUCCUUAUAGCUUGUAAAAAUGUAGAGCAGCUUUUGCACUUUCUCUUUUCUUGUAAAUGCCUCAGCUAUAUGAGUUAAUAUUGAAGAGCGCUCUUCGCCCCUUUG
Lycium barbarum (goji berry) is the source of this 3132-nucleotide messenger RNA. RefSeq names its product extra-large guanine nucleotide-binding protein 3-like. Gene Ontology annotation, cellular component: heterotrimeric G-protein complex. Lineage: Eukaryota; Viridiplantae; Streptophyta; Magnoliopsida; Solanales; Solanaceae. The record is from RefSeq and is a predicted model, not a curated record. Gene Ontology annotation, molecular function: G protein-coupled receptor binding; GTPase activity; G-protein beta/gamma-subunit complex binding. Bases 238 to 2742 code for a protein of 834 amino acids. The transcript has 9 exons. Gene Ontology annotation, biological process: adenylate cyclase-modulating G protein-coupled receptor signaling pathway.